UUUGAAUGGUAGAUUUACGGCAUAUUCAUUAAGAAUUGGUGACAUCACUGCAACCAUGAAUGGUACUUUGAGCCUAUCACAAAUUAGAGCAGCUGGUGUAGGAUUUGGUGAAGGGAGUACAGCUAAAUGGAUGCUACUGCAACGUGUUUUUGGCAAAUCGUUGACGAAACUAGAGAUUUUGGUUGACAUAGCCUUGAUACCUAGCGCAGGUAAAACCCAUCGACAGAAAAUUUUGCGGGAUGGGAUUCCUGAUUACCGGGGAGUUGAACAAUUCUCUGCAAUGGUAUUUUUGAUCACGAAACUUUUACAUUUUUAA
Molecule: messenger RNA, 316 nt
Organism: Entrophospora sp. SA101
Lineage: Eukaryota; Fungi; Glomeromycota; Glomeromycetes; Entrophosporales; Entrophosporaceae
Source: the annotation of a GenBank genome assembly